Benincasa hispida (wax gourd) is the source of this 1782-nucleotide messenger RNA. Its product is annotated as putative nucleoredoxin 2. NCBI's taxonomy places the organism in Eukaryota, Viridiplantae, Streptophyta, Magnoliopsida, Cucurbitales, Cucurbitaceae. The record is from RefSeq and is a predicted model, not a curated record.
UGAGUGCUACGUGUUCGAAAUUUGAUGCUUGGUGUGGAGUAACGAAGGGCGCAAUGAUGUGAAGAAAUGGUUGUUGAGAAAGGAAUAUAAAGAAUGGAGUGGUCAAGUUGCUGCAGAACCCUGGUGGCGGAAGCGGCCGCGGAGGUGGCGGUGGUCGGGAUUUGUUUUGACGAGUAAAAAGAAAAACCAAAAUGAAGGAUGCAAACCCAGCUCUGCCCAACGGUGGCUCUUACAGAUCUUCUUCAAGAUUUUCAUCUUUUUUGGCUUCUGAAGAUCGUGACUAUCUUCUCUCUCCCACCGGAGCUCAGGUCAAAGUUUCGAAUCUUGACGGCAAGGUUCUGGGUCUUUAUUUCUCUGCCAACUGGUAUCCGCCGUGCCGGAACUUCAACCAGAUUCUAGUCCGAACCUACGAGAAGCUUCAAGAUAAUGGGUCAAACUUUGAGGUGGUUUAUGUAUCCUCCGACGAGGAUUCCGACGCCUUCAAUGAGUAUCGUGCGAGUAUGCCAUGGCCGGCGAUUCCAUUUUCCGACUUAGAAACCAAAAUUGCUUUGAACAGAAAAUUUGAGAUUGAAGGUAUUCCGUGUUUGAUUAUAUUGCAGCCACUAGAAAAUAAAGAUGAAACGACAACGUUGCAUGAAGGAGUGGAAGUUGUUUACCGUUAUGGAGUGGAUGCAUUUCCAUUUACAAGGGAGAAAUUGGAGCAGCUGAAGGAAGAAGAUCGAGAAAAGGAAGAAAAUCAGACUUUGUUCACUUUGCUAACAAAUCAGUAUAGAGAUUAUCUUUUGGGUCAUCCAAUCCCUAAACAGGUGCCUGUUGUUUCAUUAGUAGGUAAAACCGUGGGGCUCUACUUCUCGGCGAAAUGGUGUCUUCCCGGUAUGUUCACGCCAAAGCUGAUUUCGGUGUACAACAAGAUAAGGCAAAUGGUACAAACGAAAGAAGACGAAGAUUUUGAGAUUGUUUUUGUGUCGAGUGAUAGAGACGAAGAUUCGUUCCAAUCUUACUUUGGUUCAAUGCCAUGGCUAGCAUUGCCAUUUGGAGACCCAAUGAUUAAAGAACUCGCCAAACAUUUUGAUGUUCAAGGCAUCCCUUGUUUGAUAAUCUUAGGUCCAAAUGGUAAAACAAUCACCAAACAAGGUAGAAAUCUAAUAAACUUGUACAGGGAAAACGCCUAUCCGUUCACGGAAGCAAGAUUAGAGGAGUUGGUUAAAGAAAUGGAGGAAGAGGCAAAAAAGCUUCCAAUAUCCGUACGCCAUGUCGGGCAUAGACACGAGCUGAACAUGGUGUCUGAAGGAAACGGGGGAGGACCUUUCAUCUGCUGCGAGUGUGAUGAGCAGGGUUGUGGAUGGGCGUAUCAGUGCCUUGAAUGUGGAUUCGAGGUGCAUCCAAAGUGUGUCCAGACGAGCAAGGACCACGACUCUCCCGUCAAUGGAAGGUGACAUGCUGAAGGUGACCUUUUGCUACUUUUCAACCAAACUGAGAUUUAAUUGCUUGGUUAUUUUAACUGUUUCUUUCUUUCUUUCUUUCUUUCUAAUUUAUAACCUCUAUCCAAGUACACAAUCUGCAGCUUGAAAACAAUUUGAUCGCUAAAUUAUUUUAGCGAGGGAUUUACUCAUUUCCAUUUUCAAAUGAUUAUGGAUGUGGCAUAAUGUCUUGAUGUGCAUAUAAGUUGUAAUAAGCGAGGUUCUAGGAGUGUGAGUUGGUAUAUAUUUGUUUGAUUCUUUGAGUUUUCGAGUUGAAGAAACCAUAAAUGGAAUGACCUUUUGGCGAGUUGUGUUUGAUCAA